Molecule: messenger RNA, 2303 nt
Organism: Limulus polyphemus (Atlantic horseshoe crab)
Lineage: Eukaryota; Metazoa; Arthropoda; Merostomata; Xiphosura; Limulidae
Product: alpha-amylase-like
Exons: 8
Coding region: 26-2263 (745 amino acids)
Biological process (GO): carbohydrate metabolic process
Molecular function (GO): cation binding; alpha-amylase activity
Source: RefSeq, a predicted model, not a curated record
UAUUUUAUCAUUAACAAGUAGGACCAUGAAAGAGGAAAGUUUUAGUGAUUAUCGUAGAAGGUCGAUUAGAAAAAUAUCUAUAAUGACGUCUUUCAUAAUCCUGUUGGGCUUAACUGGACUGCCAGGCGUGGUUACAGCUGCCAGUCCAUGGCACCAUAAUAACUGUGUUGGUAAUAGAGAGGCGAUAGUUCACUUGUUUGAAUGGAAAUGGACGGACAUUGCUAAGGAAUGCGAACAAUUCCUUGGACCGAUGGGAUUCUGUGGUGUACAGAUCUCCCCUCCAAACGAGCAUGCAAUAGUGUUGUCUCCACGACGCCCUUGGUGGGAAAGUUAUCAACCAGUCAGCUAUAAGUUAACCAGUCGAAGAGGCUCUGAGAAGGAAUUCGUUGACAUGGUAGAACGAUGUAACAGAGUGAACGUAGGAAUAUAUGCAGACAUUGUCAUCAAUCAUAUGACAGGAAUGGGAAGAUCUGGAACCGGGACUGCUGGGUCACCUUUCGAUGCUGAUGCCCAUAGCUUUCCCGGAGUACCUUAUUCAUUUCCAGAUUUCAACGAUUGCUCCAGUUGUUCCGGUUGCUGCUGCAUUGACUCUUGGACUGAUUUUGCUCGAGUUCGAAACUGUCGAUUGGUCGGACUUAUAGACCUAAAUCACAAAGUUACACAUGUACAAAACAUGGUUUCCGGAUUUAUGAAUCACCUGAUUGAUAUCGGUGUCGCGGGAUUUCGAAUAGAUGCUGCCAAACACGUGUGGCCCGAAGAUUUAGAGAUAAUCUUUAAGAAGUUAAACAACCUAAAUACCAAGUGGUUUCCUUCCGGAAGCAAACCCCUAGUUUACAUGGAAGUAAUCGACAUGAAUCAGGGAGGAGAGAUCCAAGCCAAUUCCUACAAGCACCUCGGUCUUGUUACCGACUUCAGGUAUUGCGUCAAGAUUAAGGAUUCUCAGAGAAAUCUAGGAGGAAUCCCCUACAUGUAUGAUGCUGGAUGGGGAAUGCUCCACCCGGAUGAUGCCUUUGUCUUUGUUGACAAUCAUGAUAAUCAACGAGGGCAUGGUGGUGGUGGAAACAUUCUUACCUACAAAAAACCCUAUGAAUACAAAAUGGCUCAAGCAAUCGCUCUAGGAUGGCCAUAUGGACAACCAAGGAUCAUGAGCAGUUUUCAUUUCAGCGACUCUGAAGCUGGCCCUCCAAUGGAUGAAAAUGAUAACACAUUAGAUGUGACGAUCAAUGCCGACGGUUCCUGUGGCAAUGGCUGGGUAUGUGAACAUCGGUGGAAGCCCAUAGCUGGAAUGGUAUCAUUUUCCAAGGCGACAUCUGGUGAACAAGCAAAAGAUUUUUGGUCCGAGGGAAAUCAGGCAGCGUGGAGGAGAGGACAUAAGGGAUUCGUGGCCAUGACGAACCAAGGGGGACUACGAAAGACUUUUUACACUGGUUUGCCUUCUGGUCAAUAUUGUAACAUUAUCCAAGGCUGUCCAACUAAGUUAGGAUGUGAGGGCCAAAUAGUGAACGUAGAUGACAAUGGAAACGCAAUGAUUGAGAUUAACGAUAGCGAAAACCCGAUCUUGGCGAUACAUAUUGAGGGCAAGGCAGGAAGUGGAGGCUGCACUGAUGAUGGACCAGCUCCGACUGCCGAACCUCAAUCUUCAAAGAAACCCACCGCUACCCCAGACAUCACAAAUCCACCAACUGAGCCUCCAACGGGUUACAAGAGAACUGUCAUUUUUAUAAACUUUAAGUCAAAACCCGGUCAGGACAUGUUCAUCAGAGGAGGAAUCAGUCAUGAAAGACGAAAUGGGUGUACAAACGACGCCGCUUCUAGUUCUUGUGCCAUUUCAAUUACACACAAUAAACUCGGAAGUAGCACUCACUAUGUCAAAUAUCUUGCGUGGAUCACAAAUGACCAUAAACUGGAUUGGUACGGUGCCGAGUCUGGUCAAGGGCUAUACCAAGGUAAACAGGCAGAAGGAAGCCCUUGUGUUUGGACGUCAAAUAGCGUGACCUCAUCUGGUUUUCAACAAUUGAACAAAUGGGGUGACCACUACUGGAUGAUUGAUUUCAACAUGAACUGUGAUGAGACUGAACAGGGCUGGUUCGAGGUUAAAGCUUUUGUUACCAACUCGGGCUGGGAAUCGGAUGUUAACCAAAAAUCCUGUGAAGGAACAGCAGGAGGAAACAAACCUUAUAGUAGCAGCAAUCACUUCGCUCGUUGUGGUUACGUCAAUAUCUUUCACUUUAACUCUAAUGAUUGUAUUAUCGAUAGCUUUUAAUCGCAAUAUGUAGAGUUAAAUAAAGAGUAAGUGGUUCAAA